This is a messenger RNA of Hyalella azteca, 1457 nucleotides long. It is a transcript of the gene ND-42, whose product is annotated as NADH dehydrogenase [ubiquinone] 1 alpha subcomplex subunit 10, mitochondrial. The transcript is spliced from 9 exons. Gene Ontology annotation, cellular component: cytoplasm. Bases 122 to 1303 code for a protein of 393 amino acids. Gene Ontology annotation, biological process: mitochondrial electron transport, NADH to ubiquinone. NCBI's taxonomy places the organism in Eukaryota, Metazoa, Arthropoda, Malacostraca, Amphipoda, Hyalellidae. The record is from RefSeq and is a predicted model, not a curated record.
CAUAACUCCUGCAGGCAUCCGUGAAAACUCACAAAUAAUAAUUACGUCCACAUUUGGAAUAAAAGUCGGACAACUGACGGCUUAUGAGGGAAGAGGAGCCGUUAGUCUGAAGAAUUUCAAGAUGGCUUGUGUUGGGCUGGUGAUAGGGCAGCUCAGAGGAGCUCAUCUGUCCAUCAGAGCGUCUGCUCCACUUCUGUCCACUGCAGUUACCCAACAGAUGCAGCAUAAACGAGGCAUUGUGGGCAAAGCAUUGCGAGAGCCUGGCUACUCUCGUCCGGCUCCCUUCCCCUACAAGGAAAAGGAAUACACCUUCUGGCGAGCAUUGCUGGAUGAUACUACACAGCGCUUUGAUGAAAAUUCCAAGAUCAUUGUAGUUGAUGGCCCACCCACUGGCAACAAGGACAAGUUUGCCAAGGAGUUGGCCGAUGAGCUCGACAUGUUUUACAUACCUGGUGCCAACAUGGACUCAAUUUAUGUCAACGAGUACGGCUUUGAUAGACGCACCAUCAACCAUAAGUUGCCUCAAAUUUUCCAUAGUGUUGACAUUGAAGACUUUCUACGCAACCCAAACCGGCGCGCCACUACGCGACUGCAGUUCCACCUGAUGAAAAUAAGAUUUACACAAUAUCAAGACGCUAUUAAUCAUCUCUUGAACACUGGCCAGGGCGUAGUUAUGAACCGCUGCAUCUACAGCGAUCCAGUCUUCAUGAACAUGCUUGUUGACUGUGGCUUCUCCAAUGCUAACGCUCGCGAGUACUACAACGAGUGCCUACAACAAGGUAUGGUUGAGUACCUGCGGCCACAUCUGCUCAUUUAUCUCGAUAUUCCCGUCGAGAAAAUCAUCGAGAACGUCAAGGCGCGCAACAGACCUGAAGAAUUGAACUCCAAGGUCUACACGCCUGAAGUCCUCUCAACGCUUGAGCUGCAUUACAAGAACCAUCUGAGGAACAUCAGUGAGCAUUCAGAGGUGCUGAUCUACGACUGGUCUGAAGAAGGCGAUGCAGAAGUAGUAGUCGAGGACGUGUCUAGGAUUGACUUUGACAAGUACACUCGCUACGAUAAGAAAUUGAAGGACUGGCGCUUCCGUGAUGAGUGGGCCUGGAAAGAAAAAAGAAUAAAGUUCAGCUGCAUGCGCUACAAGUUUGAGCGCUGGCUCAACGUUCCCAAGCUCACGGUACCAGAAAUUGUGGCGAAUGGCGAGGAAAGACUUGAUUUCGAUCAUAUUAUGGCACAGACGCCAGGCAACAAGUAUGCAAAAGGAUUCAACCCGGACAUGGGAGACAAAGUUCUUUUCAAGCUCUAACUAUGCAGGCUUCGCUGUAUCCUGAACACUAAUGAAAAUAUGUAACGAAAACUUCUUAUUAAUAUAUCAUUCAAAAAUAUAAAGUAGUAAUUGAUUGAGCGAAUUUUGUGGGUCAAAGUUAUACAUCGCAAUCAAAUAUACCUGUACAGAUUAA